AUCCCAAAACUCAGGCCAGUCCGAACUACCAUCUUUACCAAGAACAGAGACUAAUGGCAAGUUCACUUGUGGUGAGGUUGCUUAGCUUAUUGAUAGUGUGCCUAGCACUUUGUUCUCCUAAGGCCAACGCAGUGACAUGCGACCAGGUGAUGACCGACCUGUCACCAUGUGUUCCCUACAUAGUCAACGGCGGUGCCACCGUGCCGGGGCAAUGCUGUAAUGGGGUCAGGACCCUCUUUAACCAGGCUCAGACCACACCUGACCGCAAAACCGUUUGCAACUGCAUCAAGAAUGCUAUUAGGAACAUCCCUUACAAUAACAACAAUCUUAACCUCGCUGCUGGCCUUCCUAGGAAAUGUGGGGUAAACAUUCCUUACCAGAUCAGCCCCAAUAUUGACUGUAGCAGAGUGCAGUAAGGUUGAUGGAGAAGUAAUUGAGGGAUGUAGCAGCAUGUGUGUGAAUAAGUGGUUACAACCCACAUGGAAGAUCAUUAGCGAACCUGCUUCUUUGAAGCAUGAUCUAAUCUACUAGUCUUCUUGUAUCUCUGGGUAGUUGUAGGGCCCGUACUGCUUCUAUAUGCUGCUAUGCCCUAGGCAGAGUAAUGCAAUGUAAAAGCAGCUGUUUCCUUAAUGAUAUGCAGUUUGUGUUGGUAGUUGAUUUGAAAA
Molecule: messenger RNA, 665 nt
Organism: Neltuma alba
Lineage: Eukaryota; Viridiplantae; Streptophyta; Magnoliopsida; Fabales; Fabaceae
Product: non-specific lipid-transfer protein 1-like
Exons: 2
Coding region: 54-416 (120 amino acids)
Biological process (GO): lipid transport
Molecular function (GO): lipid binding
Source: RefSeq, a predicted model, not a curated record